Molecule: messenger RNA, 1310 nt
Organism: Bipolaris maydis ATCC 48331
Lineage: Eukaryota; Fungi; Ascomycota; Dothideomycetes; Pleosporales; Pleosporaceae
Source: RefSeq, a predicted model, not a curated record
GCCCUUUUUUUCUGCCGCUCUUUAGCUUUUGGUGUCCACAUCGCUCUGUGACGCGCAAUCGCAUCUCCCCCACAUUGAUCAUUGACCGUUGCCGGACCCUGUGCCAUCAGACCAACCGCAAGCCAGCCCGCGCCCGCGCCCCCCCAAACGGCUUACCCAGUCUAACCACCACACAUUCGCUCUAUCUCUCUUUCCCUCUACCUGUCCUCCCCGCACACACACAAGGCACAAUGCGCGUCUCAUCAGGCAUCCUCCUCGCCCUCCCGGCGCUUGCUAUCGCCGAGGAGCAGCAAAUCCCCAUCCUCGACAAGGUCAAGGGCUUCUUCAACAAGGCGUCUGCUGCCGUGUCCUCUACCAUCUCGGCCUCAAUGCCAUCGGCGCCAGUCGAGGCAGCAGCCAGCGAGGCAGCGGCCAAGGUAGUCGAGGUGGUCCAACACCCGUUGACUCUGGAGAACUGGAAAGAGGUCUUGACAGUCGACCCGACCGCCAGCCCGCCCACCACCCAGGACUGGCUUGUCUUCACCACAGGCGGCAACAACACAUGCUUCGGCCUUUGCGGCAACGCCACCAAGGCCUGGAAUGCCUCUACCCCCUUGAUCGCAGCCAUGCCCAACGCGCCCAAGCUCGCGUACCUGGACUGCGAAACCGAGGGUAUUCUGUGCAACUCGUGGUCCAUUCACGCGCCGUCGCUGUACCUCUUCCAGAUCCCUAAGCCGCUCCCCGACCAGUCGGCGCCUGUCCCUGUCGCUCGCUACCAGGCAUUGAACCGCACUACCACUACUGCGGAGACGAUCAAGAAGCUCAUUGUCGACAAUGAGAUUGCUGAGAUUGAGCCUUACUGGGGCCACUUCCACCCCUUCAAUGGCACCAUGCAGCAGUACAACCUCGCUGUCCCGUACGGCUACUUCACCUAUGGUUUCUCCAAGAUGCCUUCGUGGCUGCCCAUGAUCAUCAUCUCGUUUGUCAGCAGGUCUUUCAUGGGCAACCGCAUGGCCGCCGGACCCACCCCCGCCCAACGAGCACCACGGUAAACAGAUAACCUCCCAUAUACCUAUUGGCUUUUAUCCUCAGCAGAGGGUGAGCUUGAGCCUUGUUUGCGAUCCCACAACACUCCUUGGGGUCGAUACGAUAUCCAGAUAACUAUCUUGUAAUUGGAUCUCUUCCUAGAACGAAUUACGCGUGUCUUUGAAAGGACAUGUUGAGAAUGCUGGUGUUAUAAAAAGAGGUGUACAGGAGAGACUGCAGCAGUAUUGAAGCGAGAAGAUGCAGUAAUCAAAGCAAAAUUUCAUGUGCGAUUCAUUACCCUGUCA